This is a messenger RNA of Girardinichthys multiradiatus, 7058 nucleotides long. It is a transcript of the gene ulk1b, whose product is annotated as unc-51 like autophagy activating kinase 1. Gene Ontology annotation, biological process: autophagy; axon extension; positive regulation of autophagy. The transcript is spliced from 27 exons. The record is from RefSeq and is a predicted model, not a curated record. The coding region runs from base 551 to 3625 and encodes 1024 amino acids. Gene Ontology annotation, molecular function: ATP binding; protein serine/threonine kinase activity. Gene Ontology annotation, cellular component: autophagosome; cytoplasm. Lineage: Eukaryota; Metazoa; Chordata; Actinopteri; Cyprinodontiformes; Goodeidae.
AGAUUCGGCUUUGUUGUGAGCACCGAUGCUGUGACUUUAGGCGAAGUCUGCUGCAAUUCGGCAACAUAUUGCGAGGAUUUUUUUUUUUUUUUUACCGCACUCAACGGACAUUAAGUGUUGUCAAGCUGUUUUGAGCUCAGUUCGACGUCUUUUCGCCGGAUUAAAGUCUAAGGCGACAGAAGUCUGGAUCUCCUGCAUAUAAACAAAACGCAGCGAGCUGCUUCUUAAGGUCGCGCGUCUAAAGCAGCUGUAAAGGGGCUACAGCUUUCAGUUUGUCAAGUUAGCUAACUUCGUGUUAGUCGCUUUGUCGGUGAUGGCAAUAGCCUUACAACUUCGUUAGGAGUUCAACUCCAAUAGGGAACCGUGCGAACAUGAGAGAAGAGGACAGUUUGCUGUUGGGAAGCCAGUCCAUGGCAAGCGAAAGAGGGGGUGAACAUCCCUGCAGCAGCCCCCACUUGACAGAGGAGAAAGGACCUGCAAAAGAGAAGGGUGACCCAAGCCCCCCUGGUUAUUUGUCCAGGUCUUAGUUGGAGAAAUUCGGACUUUCGACAUGGAGACGGUGGGGAAAUUUGAGUUCAGUCGGAAGGACCUGAUAGGACAUGGCGCUUUUGCUGUCGUUUUCAAAGGCAGACAUCGAGAGAAACUCGACUGGGAGGUGGCAGUGAAAUGCAUAAACAAGAAGAACUUGGCCAAAUCUCAGACACUGCUGGGGAAAGAGAUCAAAAUACUGAAGGAGCUGAAACAUGAGAAUAUUGUUGCAUUACUGGACUUUCAGGAAACUGCCAGCUCAGUGUACCUGGUAAUGGAGUAUUGCAAUGGUGGAGAUCUUGCUGACUACUUACACUCCAAAGGCACACUGAGUGAGGACACUAUUCGGGUUUUCCUGCAACAGAUUGCAGGGGCCAUGAAAGUCCUGCAGACCAAAGGAAUAAUCCAUCGGGACCUCAAACCUCAGAACAUUCUGCUUUCCUACCCACCGGGCCGAAAGUCUCACUCCAACAACACCUGCAUCAAGAUCGCGGACUUUGGCUUUGCCAGACAUCUUCAGAACAACAUGAUGGCAGCUACACUUUGUGGCUCUCCCAUGUACAUGGCACCUGAAGUGAUCAUGUCCCAGAACUAUGAUGCCAAGGCUGACUUGUGGAGUAUAGGAACCAUUGUGUUUCAGUGUCUGACUGGAAAAGCUCCUUUUCAGGCAAGCAGUCCUCAGGACCUCCGGCUGUUCUAUGAAAAAAACAAGAAUCUAAGUCCCAAUAUCCCCAGAGAGACUUCAAGCCAUCUGAAGAACCUGCUGCUGGGUCUGCUGCAACGCAACCACAAGGAUCGCAUGGAUUUUGAUGAGUUUUUUACCCAUCCUUUCCUGGAUGCAAGCUCAUCUAUUAAGAAGUCCAUCCCUACAGUGACCAUGACCUGUUUGCCCAGUUCUGCAUCAGCCAGCUCUUGUAGCAGCUCAUCCACUUCUCACCUUGCCUCUCCACCGCAGUCUCUUGGUGAGACUCAGCAUCUGCGUGCCAAAGUUCUGGCCUCUCCGACCCAGGAAGCUGCAGGUAUUCUCCUAAAGGAAUCAUCUGGAGCAGGCGGCAGCAGCAAGAACUCCUCCUCUUGUGAUACAGAUGAUUUUGUGAUGGUGCCUGCUCAUUUUACAACAGGUGAACUGACAUGUGAGAGUAAAGUGCUGCAGGACAGUCUCAUGAACAGUGGCUCUCUUUUGGCUUCAGCUGGUUUGUGUAACCAAACCAAAACACCGCCACACUCUCCUUCUUACAGUGGAUCUCCAAGUCCUGUCAGACCUGUCGAGUUCCCGGGAAGUAAUUAUUGCGGUAACUGUGGAAACCAUUUUCACUCAUUGCCUAUCCCAGUCCCCACUCAGGUCCAGAACUACCGGCGCAUGGAGCUGAACCUUCAGUCUACCAAACAGGAUGGCUCGUCACGGCUGUCAACAUCGGUGCGUCGCUGCAGCAGUGGGAGCUUGGUGGGGUAUGCUAGACCAGGACCCACAGCCCCAUGGCAGGGAGCAGUACCCACAUCCCACAGGCUGUCACUGGGAGGAACCAGAACUUUCCAGAUUUCUCCUCAAGCCCCCCAGCAUGCUGAAUCAAGGCCGACAUCUCAGCAGCCCCCACAGGCAGGAGGGCUGGGCACACGGCUUCACAGCGCCCCCUGUCUGUUGGAAUGUGCAACUGGUGGCGGGAGGCAGAAAAUCAAGAAGCAGCAUUCAGACCCCGUCGCUGUCCCCCCAAUAGGGCUAAUGACCGUUCGGCCCCUCCACUCUUCCCCCAGACUCAGUGAGCUAAUGCAGCGCAACCCUCUUCCUACCAUCCUGGGAUCACCAUCCAGGGCUAUCCCGCCAUUUGAAUUCCCAAAACCACCAAGUUCUCCGAACCUCGUGACUUUCCUGACACAGAAGGGCUUGGUUGUUGAUUCUCCAGGCAGCAGGACUGCCCCAGGAGAGCUCAGAGAUCUAGGACAACAAGCACCGGCACUGUCCACCAACCCUACUUACUGCGUCAACAGACUGAAUGAUGAUGGCAGGAGCUUUGGAAGGUCACAGAGUGCCAGCCGUAUGUCUGACAUGCUGCUGAUGGCUGCGUUUGGAGCUAGAGGACAUGCAGGAGACAGAGGCAGUUCAGAGAACCUGGCCUCAGAAAAAGCCAUAGACAUAACAGCUCCUCCUGGUGGUGGCUUUGCACCUGGUUCUUGCAGCCCAGCACAGGUGAUUUUCACUGUUGGCUCUCCACCAAGUGGCACCACCCCACCUCAGACCUCCAGACAGAGGAAAUGUUCAGGCUCCUUCAGUUCAGGCAGUCCUGUAGGCUCGUUGUCCAGUCGCUACCCCCAAACAGGCAUCUAUCCUGAAGGCUUCGAGGCCCCGCCCAGCCCUCGCUACAGUUUCACUGAUCCUAUCACAGCUAACAUGGGUGGCGCUGUGACCUUUGAGGCCCCUGAGCUGCCUGAGGAGACGCUAAUGGAGCAAGAACACACAGACACUGUGCAGCGCCUACGUUUCACUUUAGAGUUUGCCCUCUGUCUGAUGGAGGUGGCUAGCGCUCGUGGUGCUGUCACAGCGGGGGGACAGGGAGACGACGCUCACCCCUCUGUCCUUCAGCAGCAAAGCCAUGUAGCGGAUCAGAUAAGCUCACUGAGCCGAGAAUGGAGUCAUGCAGAGCAGCUGGUGCUCUACCUUAAAACCGCAGAACUAUUGUCUACUGCCUUAACCACAGCCAUGGAGCGAGUUAAACAGGGCAAACUCUACCCCUCUGCUACUGUCAAACAAGUGGUGAGGCGGCUGAAUGAGCUAUACAAGUCCAGCGUGGCAUCUUGCCGCUCACUCAGCAGUCGUCUGGAACACUUCUUCUCCAGAAAGCAUCGUCUAAUGGACCAAAUCACCUCUAUCACAGCUGAGCGGCUGCUCUUUAGCCACACUGUACAGAUGGUUCAGGCUGCUGCACUGGAUGAGAUGUUCCACCAGGUGGAAGCGUCAAUCCUGCGUUACCACAAAGCUCUCCUGCUAAUGGAGGGCCUGUCUCUGCUCCUCACUGAGCAGGAUGACCUCCUAAGUGUUAGCAAAUGCAAGGAGUGCAUUGAACGCCGCCUCACAGCUCUGCAGUCGGGUCUCUGUGUUUGACUCUCCAUUUGCUCUCUGACACAUAACUUAACAAAUCUCCACCCACAUUUUAUGGUUUCACAUAGAAGCGCUUUUGUUUUCACAAGAAAACCACAAGGUUUACACAGACACUGGAGGGUUCUCACCGAGAAGAUCUUUCAGUUUUCAGGGUUGGACUGUGAUAGAAACACUUCUACUAUGGAGGUUGGACCAGUGAUGGGCAUAGGGAGGACUUUGCUGCUACUGCUGGAAAUGCCAAGAAGAUUUGUACCCAGUUAAUGUUGGUCUAACAAGAAGGAGCAAUUUUUGCCAAGUAGUCACAUUCCUUCAUCGUGUGCUUGUCUAGCAAAUUAAAAAAAGCUUUUUAGGUUUCAUGCAAGAUGCAUUGGGAAACCCUUUGAGAAGAUAAGUGCAGUACAAGCUGCACAGCUGGUGAUACAUUCUGAGGACUCCCUGUGGCUAAAUAUCCUCAUUGUGUUUUUUGUCUUUAUAUCCUUAAUUUGUUCCCAUAUUUUUUUCUGUUUUAUCUGAUUCUUUCAUGCCUUUUGACAGAAUGUGUACAGUAUAAAGCGUAGCUCAAUUUAAUCAGCAGAAGUGCAUACGAGCACUGUUACAAAACUGCUGCCAAAUUACUUUCAAGAGACUUUUAAAGUAGAUUCACUGUCUGACUCUGCUCGUUUGAUAAAAGAAAAACAAUUCUAUGUGAGAAUUUACUAUUUCUGUAUGGACUUCAAAUGAAAUGGCCACAUCCUGCUUUUCACAGUGCAAGGUUGUGAAGGAAAUGUUUUAAUUAUGCUUGUGAAAAUUGUAGCUUGAGAAAAAAAACUGGUCUGGUUAACACUCAAAACACCUACUUCAACUGUGUUUGUAUGCAGAAGGGGAUAAAACUGGUUUUCUUCCACUCAACUUUUUAAUAUGCUUGUCUACAUCUUGUCACAUUCGUGUUAAAGAAAAUGCUGCAAUAACCUGGGAUGUAAAGGUGCAUCUUAAUAAAUAAUCUUAAUAAAUUAGACUAACUUUGAAGCGUUAAAUUAUUUCAGUAAUUAAAAAAAAACUUAAAGUGAAACUCAUAGAUUUAUAUCUGUUAAUAUUGGUGAUUAUGAAUUACAGCUAUUCACAAUCCUUUCAAGAUUGUUGUUUUACCUGUUAGCUGUUUUACCAAAUGUUUUCCUUCCACUCAAUUUUUUAAUAUGCUUGGAUACAGCACUCUGAACAGACAGCUUUUUUGUGUCUUCCUCGCCUGGAGGAUGUCAGUGACUGUCCGCUGAACAACGUUUGCCUUUAUCUGCUCUCAUCUUCCUCUUCACAUAACUCCAUAGUUUCUAUAUGAAGUUUAGAUCAUGUGGGUUUGCUUGCCAGUCAAGAACAGUAAUGUCAUGGUCCUUGUAUAAGGUAUUGGUACUUUCGGCAGUACAAGCAGGUGCCAAGUCAUGCUGGAAAAUGAAAUCAGCAUCUCUAUGAAGUUUGUUAGCAGAGGCCAGUAUGAGAUGCUCAAAAAUGUCUUGGUAAACAGCUGUGCUUGGUUAUCCAUGUUGCUUGAACCUCUUUUUCUGUCACAUUUUCUCCUUCAAAUAAACUUUCCACUAAUGUUUGGAUACAGCACACUGUGACCUUUAGCACUGGCCUUUUUACGCUUUCUCCCCUUGUGGACUGUGUCAGUGACUGUUUUUUGGACAGCAGUGAAGUCUGCAGUCUUUAUGAUUUCUGUAAAACAUUUCUGUAUUAGACUUUUUUUUAUUGCUUUUACUUGAUGUUUAAAUUUUCUGAGAAACCAAAUUUUGGGUUUUCAGUAGCUGUGAACCAUAAUCGUCAAAUUAACAGAAAUAAAUACUUGAACUAUGUCACCCUGUAUGCAAGGAGAUUAUAAAAGAUGAAUUAAAUUUUUUAACUGAAUUGAUUUACUGAUAUGAAUGGACUUUUUGAUAAAAUUCAACUCUAUUGAGAUGCACCUGUAUUCCUCGCACAGUCGUAAGCUUUCACAUUCAUUGCUGGUAAUUUCUGCAAAUGAUUUGCAGACUUUGUUGGGGUUUGCAUUUUAUCUCACAGUCUUUAGAGUGGUCAGCAGGUUUAGUCAAAUAUGAAUGUAGGGCUGUCAGAAAAGAAUCAGCUUUAAAAUCAGGCUGAAUGAUGGAAGGGGGGUUAACAUUUAAUCUGAAGAGCUGAAUGUUUUUGCACUGUUUAUGUACUGUAUAGAUAUGCUAAAAGUGUGCAGCUUGCAUAGCCGUGCUCCUUUAGGGACUUCUGCUUAGUCCAUUCAGUACAGUUUUAGUUGCUUCUGCAGUUACUGUCAUAAAAUUGUGUGUUUUGAUCUUUAGAUUAAGAAGGAGAUUAGAUAAGCUAGUUUUCUAGAAGAGGGAGGAGGAAAACCACACUGAAACCAGUGUUGCAGUUCUUGUGCUGUGCUUUAUUUGACCAUUUGUUGUGUGGUUUGUUUUUUUUUUUUAUAAAGGCUUCUUGCCACUUUUAAGGUUGAUUUCAUCUUGAAUAAUUUUAAUUGAUGACUUAACCAUGUUUCCUUCAGAAGAUUCGUGACUGCUAAAUUUGAGUGGCUAAUUUUUGAAGGUUUAAAUUCUAAAUAAGGUGUUUUUGAUGGGUUGUGUGCACGACGUUGUGAUUUGGUAGGCCAUUUAUUUUACAUGUUAAUGAGCGGCGGGACACAUUAAGCUCAGAACUUGCAUAGAUCUGCUCUUGUGAGAAGCAGAACAUGUUUCUCUGAUGUAAUUGACAUCUAAAACCACCACUAUCUUGUUUUACUCAAGAUGUUAUUUCCUCUGCAGCUGAGUUUGGCUACUGAGAGCAUAUUUUAUACGAUGUUUGAUUGUGAUCUCUGCUAAAGACGCUGUAUGAGGACCCCCUUACAGCGGCGCGAUCGGCAGGACAGACUGGAGAGAUAAUUUAUCUAAAAAGACAUAUUGCGAGUAUUUGCUUUGUUGCCUUCCAUUUUGUGUACUGAACGUCUCUCUGUGUCAUUCCUAAUAUUAAUUAAUUCCUCCACAGGCUCUGUGUCACUACACCUGCUGCGCUUUUCUUCCAAGAAUCAGGUUGCAGAAAACCCGAUGCAUGUGUCACUUUUUUAUCGUUCCAUUCAAUCAUUGUCCUGAUUAGCGAAACAUGUCAAUUUUAUUUCAAUUUGCUGUUUUUGAAUGUUUCUAACAGCAUACCAGGAUAUUUCCAUUGUAUGUUUUUCCUUUAACUAAUUCUGUGUUGCCUGUUUAUAUUGUAAAUUAAGUUAUUAUUGUAUUGUAACUUAUCAGCCGAGGAGAUGAUGGUGUGGGGCACCUGAGCAUUCCCAAAGAGUAUUAAGCUUUCUGCUUGAUCUUCCACAUUCUCUAUCUUGCUGUUUCACAAGCAGUUUUAAUGUUUUCAUAUCCGCAAUAGACAAACUAUCUCUGUACCCUGUUGGUGAUGUAAUCUUUGGGGCGCUCCAUCAUGAAUAAAGUGAAAGGAAAGAACA